Messenger RNA from Lathyrus sativus (Indian pea), 468 nucleotides. NCBI's taxonomy places the organism in Eukaryota, Viridiplantae, Streptophyta, Magnoliopsida, Fabales, Fabaceae. The record is from the annotation of a GenBank genome assembly.
AUGAAAGCCUCAAAGCAACAAAGACGAUGCAAAGCCUUGUGUUGUAGUAGCAACAGGUAUAGUGUCUCUUCAUCAGAAGAACCAGAGAGUUCUUCUUCUUCUUCUGUCUCUGAUAGGUUCCCUUCCGUUUCUACACUAGCACAUGCCAUGGUGCAAGAGAGACUUGACCAAAUGAUUAGAGAAAAGCUUGAAACUAGACAUGUAGAGAGAAAAAUGGAGAAGAAAAGAGAAGAAACUAAGUUUGUUGUAAUGUUAGCUAUGGAGAAAUGUUCGUAUGAUCCUAGAGAGGAUUUUAGGGAAUCAAUGAUGGAGAUGAUAACGGUGAAUCGUCUUCGAGACGCGAAAGAUCUUCGUAGUUUGUUGAAUUAUUAUUUGUCGAUGAAUUCGGAUGAAUAUCAGAGUCUUAUACUUGAGAUUUUUCAUGAGGUUUGUACUAAUUUGUUCUUAUCAUGUAAAUGCAAAUGGUAA